AGAUGGGACCAACGUGUCAGGAAAACGGACACGUCCAAAAACUCUUGACAAGCCUUCUUCAAGAGGCGCAUUAAUGGAAGUAAAUGGAAAGACAAACUUUUCUUUUUAGAUAAAGGACCGAUUUAACCAUAAAUUUGAGGAGACGUGGAGCUGAAGUUGACGAAUACCAAUAUUUGGUUGAGAUACAGCAGAAGAACUAACAAUCUCUUGACCUAUCAUAACUGAGGAACCUUUCAAGAACUUUUGAAUCCACUGAAACUCAAAGGAAAAGUGACUUAAAGACUUGAAAAUCCAACAAGAGACACAAGAAGGAACAAGCAAACCAACUACACAACUGUUCUUGCCAAUGGAAGCAUCUACAACAUCAUCUAUAGUGAGAUAAAGUCUGAAGGAUGAGUUGAGCGUAACCAACCACUCUUGAAACCUCAACAGAAGAACAAAAUUCAGACAGGGCUCAACGAAAAAAGUUCUCCUCUUUAUCGACAACUCGCUUUUCUUUUUGUGUGCAUUGCAACAGCCGCCAUGUUUAACAGUGCAGAGCCGGUGUCUUUCAUGAAGUUAGUCAUAAUAAUACUGAUGAUCCCAGUGAUGGGAUUCGAGGCGGCACCAACUGAGAGAGGUAAGAAAGAUUUUGAAUCAGCAGUAGAGCCGAUUGUACAGAUGAUCUUUGCGAGGAUCAGAAGUAUGAUUCUUCAAGACUUCUAAAUUAAGAUUGAGUUCAUGGCACAUUAACCGUACGAUUUGCAGGACAAACACUUGGCCAUUGCUGUUGAACACAGUCAUUGUCUAACUUUGGAAAAUGAUACUUUACUGUCUGAUCUUACUGAGCUCCAGCAGUCCACCAUGACAUUCCUCUCAUUCUCUACCAAACCCUUGAAGUGUGUUUCGAGGUGUCAUUAUCCCUCAACACAAAUACACCGAGCUGCUAAGACGUCAUCAGGCUAACACAUAACUUCUAAGUGUUAUGUCACAGCUGACACGACUCCUAGCAACUCCUUUGACGGCCAAUGAAGCAGUGGAAUCCAACUGAAACAACUUAUGUGUGUUCAGGACUUUUUAGGGUAAUGUGUACAGAGACAUAAGGAAGCACCCGUUUUUUUAUCCACAGCUUAUUCCCCAAGGACGGGUGAUAUUUAAUUUUUUAUAUAUAAUGGUUUCACAUGAUGUAAUGAAGGGUUAGGUUACAGUGUUUGAUUUGCUGGUCUUCUGGUCCCUUCUGAGCCCCAAAAGACCAUCUUGAAAACGCAGUCAGAUUGUUCCUCAAAUGGCUAAUUAACUGCUAUAACUUUGUUUCUGCAGGCUUCAUAAAACCACCACAUCCUCCUUCCAGUCUCACCCAUGCAUCAGGUGUACCGGAGAAGUCUCCAGGACUGAAACCGAGCCAGUUCUUGAAACACUGGCUCCUAAGCACCAAAGCAGCUGGGGUAGACCAGAUAACAAAGAACACAGACAGGACCACAGCAGGGACCAUCACUGAGGGCAUCAGGGUAGGACGUUUGCGGACCAACCCCGGGAUAACCAGUCCAGAUAAACGAGCGCAGAUGCUGAAGAUGAUCUCAGCGUUGGAGGAGCUGCACAGGACGUUUAACAGCACCCUGAGCUCACGGAUCACCAUCAUGCCACGAGGUAAUGAGACAGAAUUGUUGAGUAUAUAGAUAAUCCAGGACAGAGCUCAUCGCUGUAGAUGCAAGGCCUCAAAGAUUAGAUCAGAGAAAGUCAAUGCAACUCGUCUAAAGGUCCUUUUUUAAAGAAGCCUGUUUUAUUUCUCAUUUCAGCAAAUGGCAGGAAUGGAAGAAAAAACCGAUUGGUAAGUCUUGUAGAUCACUCUUACUCUUUUAGUUGUGAUUCUGUACUUUGAUCUUAUUCUUACCUUCUCUGUGUCUUUAUGGUGAUGUGAUUUAAUUUUCUGUCCUCUGUGGGUCAAGCUUCCUGGUGUUGAGGGAGGGUUAAAGCAAACCACUGCACCCCCGACCGCCCUUAACAGCACCGCCUCCAAAACGAGCGCGGACGUCAUUGUGCCCAGUCUGACUGGACGGAACUUCAGGAAGUCCCUCCCACCGCAGAGCAGGAAGACCAACAAACGAGGUGAAGGUCAAGAGCCUGAACUUUGACUUACCUUAUUGUCUUCACAGCUGAUGUGAUAAACGGGUCUGUAAAGACGGGGUUCCCAAACUUUUGAGCUCAGGAUAUUUGAGAUAAUGGUGCCAAAGUUUUCCUUGCUUAUCAUCUUCUCUACAUGGUCUAUCUAUGUUCCUGUCCCCUCCAAAAUAAAAGCCCAAUAGAUAACUUAAAAGUAUUAUUACUGUUUUGUAAUCAAGAAAUUCUUCCUCUCUGGUUUUGUUCACAGUGUGUUUCUGGAAGUACUGUUCCCAGAACUGAUCGUCCUUCAGCUGCUGGUCUCCUACCCUUCCCUCCCACCUUCUCUUCCUCCCCAUCCAUCCAUCAUCCAUUCAUCUAUUCAUUCAUUCAUCUGUCCAUCUGUGGUAAGAUAUUUACAUCUUUAUAAGGCAUGUUCUGAUUCAUAAACAAAGUUAGGUAGAAAACUCUGUAUGGAAAUUACAAUUAGAUUUUCCAGUUAACAUAUUUGGCCGCAGCAGGAAUUGCACAUAUUUUAAAGGUUGGUUGCACAAUCAAGGGUUGAAAUGUUAAAACGAUAUGUUUCUGGUCAAAAAUGUCAGAACACAUCACUUAAGUUGCCGUAAAACUUUCCACCAUCAAUCCGUCCAUCAUCCAUCUCCCUCUAUCCAUCUCCCGUCCCCUCCUCUGCCUCUUCUCUGACCCCUGAGCGCUAGGAGACUCGUAACCGUGGCAUCCGGAAGCCCCGCACCUCCCUCCCCGGCUCCGGCGCCAGCCUCGACUCAGACCUUUUCAUUCACUCAUUAAUUAACAAGACUGACCAAUCAAAGGAGACGAUGUGUGCUCGUGGCCGGGCGCAUGAACAAAUACCUUUUUUAACCCUUUCUCUACCUUAGGAGACAAACACGCGUCGCUUUUGUGUGUGUGUGCGAUAUCUUAAAAAUAAAGUUGAUCUCGAGCAUGGCAAAAACCCACUGUGACAAUAAAGAUUGAUAUUUUAUUUUUUUACAGAUACACUCUCUUUAGUUGUUCAUUUUACAGGUAAACUAACACUUGGUUGAUAUUUUAAUCUAAUUAGAAUAUAACAGAUGCUUUUGGCUACUUGUAUAGAUACUGGACAGUAUCGGCGCACCAGAAUGUGUGUGUGUUCCUCUAAGACUCACCUUUCUCAAAAGCAAAAAAUAGAUGCCCCAAAAAAGCCUUUUUCAAAAAAGACUUUGCAGAUGCCAAACUAUAUUUUGCAGCAUGAAUCUUUUAUCAAAAUCAAAACACUGAAGAAUCUUUGUCAGCUCACCUCCUUAACUGUCUUUGCAUGGUGUUACGCUCUCCGCUGCUCCAAUAAUACAGACUUUACCCAGUGUUAUUAGCUCACAUUGGCACAUUAUGAACACAGGGACAUUCCUCCUCUGGGUGUCUCUAUGGUAACAGAGCUGUGUGUGUUUGCAGUCGGGGUGUGCAAACUGUGGGUCAUUACAUUCAGAGGGUUUCCACAGAGGUCACCAUCACUGUCUCCUCGGUGAUGAGUGUGUGUGUCUGUACAUUCUUAAGAGAUAUACGUGUGCUUAAUAUGCAAUUAAAUCAUGUAUAAGUCUAUUAUAUUCAUUAAACAUCACAUCACACAUCUUAAAUAACAUACAGUUAAGUAGUCUUUAAGUAUUUCACAGUGUAUCUUGGAAGUGAUGUACAACCACAAGUUUCUAACUCAGCACAAAUCUGUGAAUAUGUCAGGAACAGCAAGUAGAAAUACGUAAAUUGUUUUGUUGUCCUUUUGCAAGUGAGGUAGUUAUGUGUUCGUGUACGCAGAAAUCUCAAUUUUGGAAGCUAUGAACAUGGGAAUGAAAGUCAAGUGAUACCGACAGAAAUAGUGACAUGAACUCGUG
Messenger RNA from Xyrichtys novacula (pearly razorfish), 3956 nucleotides. Lineage: Eukaryota; Metazoa; Chordata; Actinopteri; Labriformes; Labridae. The record is from the annotation of a GenBank genome assembly.